AGUUCCUGGUGAAGUAAAGAAAUCUACUUGUUGUUAAAUCUUUAUCUAUUUUUGGUUCAGUGCUAAAUGUCUGUUAAUUUAAUAUAAAUGAACUGAGUCUCUUUAGAAUCACUGCAGCUUUUCCUCUUUUUUUUGGUGGCAGGAUUUUGACCCAAAUGGCUGCAGUGAGUCUUUUAGUUUCCAAGUAAAACUGUAGCAAAUGUGUUAAGUUGUUGUUUUCCCAUCUGGUGACCGAAGUUGGAGAAUAGCAGAAAAAAACUGUUUCUGGAGGAGCUUUCUGCAGCUGAUGCUGCCACCUGGUGGCAGCAGCAACACAUUACAGUCAGAUGGUAAAAAUCAAGAGGUGAAGAUGUUUACAUUUCAACCUGAAGGAAAUCAGACGAACAUUAUUUUUUGUAAAUAAAGAUGUGAUAAAUUUAUUUUUAUAUCACUGAUGGUUUUUAAUAGUUUGCUCUGACAUUGUAACUUUCAUGAUUACAUAAAUGUGUUUUUCUGGAGGGGCCUGUGCUUGUGUGUUUUAAAUAAGUACUUUUAGGGUAUUUAUAGUUUCCAUUCCAACUGUAUAAAAUAAACUAUUCAUGAAAUUAAGCCUCAAACAUAAUAAAUCUUCAUGUUUUCCAGGUAAAAGAUGGCGCAGCAGCAGGAAGUGGAUUUCGAGAAAAUACUUUUCAAGGUUCGCAGUGAGUUUGUGGAGAGAGUUUCUGAGGAAAUCCUGAAGCGGCUCCUUGAUGACCUUCUAUCAGAUCAGGUCUUUACUCAGUCAGAGAUGGAGGGUAUACUUCAGAAGAACCAAACCAGAGAAGACAAGGCUCGUAACACCAUUGAUGCUGUGAUGAAGAAAGGACAGAGAGCCUGCAGAGUGAUGAUCAAAUGUCUUCACCACAGAGAUCCGACUCUGUCCAACCAGCUGAGUUUGUCCUCUUUGUCUCCUGUUAAAGAUUUUGAUGUUCGGUGUCAAAAGGAGCUUAAAGACCAUCUGAAGAUGAAGUUCCAGAGUCUCUCUGAAGGCGUCGCUGAACCUGGAAAUCAAACCUUUCUGAACCAGAUCUACACAGAGCUCCACAUCACAGAGGGGUUAACUAGAGAGGUCAACCAGGAACAUGAGGUCAGACGGAUUGAAACAGCAUCCAGGAAACAAGAAACAAUCAGGAGAGAAGACAUCUUUAAACCUGGAAGUGAUCAACCAAUCAGAACAGUGAUGACCAUGGGAGUGGCUGGCAUUGGGAAAACACUGUUAACACAGAAGUUCACUCUGGACUGGGCUGAGGGCAGAACCAACCAGAACAUCCAGUUCAUAUUUCCAUUCACUUUCAGAGAGCUGAAUAACUUGAAAAAGAAAAAGUUCAGCUUGGUGGAACUGAUUCAUAAAUUAUUUACUGAAACCAAAGGAAUCAGCAGCUUUGAACAGUUCCAGGUUCUGUUCAUCUUUGAUGGUCUGGAUGAGAGUCGACUUCCUCUGGACUUUGAUGAUAAUCUGAUCCUGACUGAUGUUACAGAGUCCAGCUCAGUGGAUGUUCUGCUGACAAACCUCAUCAGGGGGAAACUGCUUCCCUCUGCUCUCCUCUGGAUAACCACACGACCUGCAGCAGCCAAUCAGAUCCCUGCUGAGUGCGUUGGCAUGGUAACAGAGGUCAGAGGGUUCACUGACCCCCAGAAGGAGGAGUACUUCAGGAAGAGAUUCAGAGGUGAUGAAGAGAAGGCCAGCAGGAUCAUCUCCCACAUCCAGAAAUCAAAAAGUCUCCACAUCAUGUGUCACAUCCCAGUUUUCUGCUGGAUCACUGCUAAAGUUCUGGAGGAAAUGAUGGAGACCAGAGAGGAAGGAGAGCUGCCCAAGACCCUGACUGAGAUGUACAUAGAGUUCCUGCUGGUUCAGCUCAAAAUCAAGAAGGAAAAGUUUGAUGGACGACGAAAGACAAAAUCAAUCUGGAGUCCAGAGAACAAGAAGCUGAUUGAGUCUCUAGGAAAACUGGCUUUAGAUCAGCUGCUGGAGGGAAACCUGAUCUUCUAUGAUGAAGACCUCAAACGUUGCGGCAUCGACAUCACAGAUGCUGCGUUGUUCUCAGGAGUUUUCACUGAGAUGUUUAAAAAGGAAACAGGAACACACAACAUCUCCGUCUACUCCUUUGUUCAUCUGAGCAUCCAGGAGUUUCUGGCUGCCGUCUACAUGCUCCACUGCUUCACCAGCAGGAGGUCAGAGGUCAUCAAGACGUUCCUGGGAGAAGAAUACAAUGAAACAUCUCUAGAUGAGUUCAUGAAGAAAGUCAUGGAGAAAUCCCUCAGCAGUAAAAAUGGCCACCUGGACCUGUUUGUCCGCUUCCUUCAUGGUCUCACUGUGGAGUCCAACCAGAGACUCUUAGAGGAUCUGCUGGGUCAGACAGAGAACCGUCCAGAAACCAUCCAGAGAAUCAUCACCAACCUGAAGGAGAUGAACUCUGAUGAAUUCUCUCCUGACAGAAGCAUCAACAUCUUCUACUGUCUGAUGGAGAUGAAUCACAUUUCAUUUACUAAGGAGAUAAAACAGCUCCUGAUAUC
Messenger RNA from Poecilia latipinna (sailfin molly), 2532 nucleotides. RefSeq names its product protein NLRC3-like. Gene Ontology annotation, biological process: regulation of apoptotic process. The transcript has 3 exons. Lineage: Eukaryota; Metazoa; Chordata; Actinopteri; Cyprinodontiformes; Poeciliidae. The annotation marks the transcript as partial. The record is from RefSeq and is a predicted model, not a curated record.